Molecule: messenger RNA, 2316 nt
Organism: Solea solea (common sole)
Lineage: Eukaryota; Metazoa; Chordata; Actinopteri; Pleuronectiformes; Soleidae
Gene: elovl7a
Product: ELOVL fatty acid elongase 7a
Exons: 9
Coding region: 137-1069 (310 amino acids)
Biological process (GO): very long-chain fatty acid biosynthetic process; sphingolipid biosynthetic process; fatty acid elongation, saturated fatty acid
Cellular component (GO): endoplasmic reticulum membrane
Molecular function (GO): fatty acid elongase activity
Source: RefSeq, a predicted model, not a curated record
GCAUGAAGAGAGUCGCCCACCCACGGACGGGAAACUGCAGGUGAGCAGGUACUUGGUUCACGGGGAAAUUUUAAGGAAUCAAACAAAGUUUCCUCGAGUAACGCCAACAGAGGUAGACACACCUUGGAAACCUGUCAUGUUGGCUUAUGUUGGCGUGUGUGUGUGCGUAGCAGAUGUGAAGAUCAAGGAUCCCAAAAUGGAAUUUAAUUUGAAGUCGACAGCUGUAAUGCUUUAUGACCGGUUGAUGCAAAAUGCAGACUCGCGCACAGGCGACUGGUUCCUCAUGUCGUCCCCUUUCCCACAAACGAUCGUCAUUGCAGCGUACAUUUACUUUGUCACCUCGCUCGGGCCUCGGCUAAUGGAGAACCGCAAGGCCUUCGACCUCAAAGGACUCCUGAUUUUCUACAACUUUGGCGUGGUCGCCCUCUCAUUGUACAUGAUCUACGAGUUCGUAAUGGCAGGUUGGGGCACCGGAUACACUUUUCGCUGCGACCUGAUCGACUACUCACCACAGGGCGUGAGGAUGGCAGCAGCGUGUUGGCUUUACUACUUCUCAAAGUUUAUUGAGAUGCUGGACACUGUCUUCUUUGUCUUGAGGAAGAAGUACAGCCAGGUGACCUUUCUUCAUGUCUACCAUCACUCCAUCAUGCCUUUCACCUGGUGGUUUGGUGUUCGUUUUGCUGCAGGUGGCAUGGGAACGUUCCAUGCCAUGCUCAACUGUGUCGUCCAUGUCUUCAUGUACUCGUAUUACGGCCUGACUGCCAUGGGCCCCAGUUACCAGAAGUACCUGUGGUGGAAGAAAUACCUCACUACCAUCCAGCUGAUCCAGUUUGUCAUGGUGACCACCCACAUCUUUCAGUAUUUCUUCAUGGACUGCCCCUACCAGUUCCCCAUCUUCGUGUACAUCAUCGGCCUGUACGGCCUGAUUUUCCUGGUCCUCUUCCUUAACUUCUGGUACCACGCCUACACCAAGGGCAAGAGGCUGCCUAAAGUGCUGCAGGCUCAGACAUGGGCACACCACACCAACGGAGUUAUGAAUGGAAACGCCAAUCAUGAGAAAGACGAGUGACGCACAACUCGGGUGUUCCGAGGGUUUCGGGGUUGACCUCACUUACGUAAGCAAACCACUGUGAGAUUUAACCCCAAUUUAAUUGGACUCUUUUAUUUCUCUUUUCUACUUGCAAGACAAUCUUUAAAUUAUGACCAAGGCUAUAUUUAAGAACUAAGCUGAUGGGUUUUUAUGUUUGUUUUUUGGUUUGUUUACACUAAAGGUAAAGCCCAAGUUCUCUUACUGAAAUGUCCAAAUAUGCCUCUGUUUUCUGCCACCGUAUGUUCCAAACAUCUAUUCAGACUACACGGCUUCACCUCUGACAAGACUGCAGGACCCUCGGUUGUAUAGUCACACUGGACCUCCUAAAAAGCCUUCACUGCUGAGAUUUAUAUAUAUUUUUUUUAAAUUAACUUAAGUGACGUAAUCUUCUCUGAAGGCUAUUUAGGAAAAUCCAAUUCACAUUUUCCAUUGAGCACUGAAAAGUUUAAGGGUUGUUGAUUUCACAUGGCCUAAAAUGCUGACUGUUUCUCAGUCACCAUUUGUUUAAAAUGUUGGUAAGGUGUGUCCUCUUUUGUGAGGUUGUUUUUUGUUUUAUAAACGGUUGCAUGCAUGCAGAGCCAGGUAAUCGACGUUAGAUCACACAUGCAUGUCAACCCCUCUGGCUCGACUUCACGACUGCGGCUGACGGUGCAGACAUUAGGUGACAAAAGAGAUGAACUUACUGUCCUGACUUAUUUCUCCUAUGAAGCAACAGCAUGAGUGAUGCCAGAGUGGAUGACUGACUUGACGGAUUAUUGUGGUUCUUAACAGGCUGCGGAGCUGUACAUCAGCUUUACAGUUUCACUAGUUCCUCACCAGACCACAGUUGUACACAUUCACUUAGUCAACCAGUUGAAAAACCUAAGCAGCUUUGGUUGCCUGCUUUGGGUUUUAUUUAUUUUCUUUUUCUUUUGAAGCUCUGUGGGUAAUGAGGUCUUCAGAUGGCGGAAGUCGGCAUUGAGUAGUUUUUUAUUUGUUCCUGUAAUUUAAAGUAAAUGAUGUAACGCUGCUCCUAUGGGGACUGAGGACAUGGGAUACUGACCUUGGUCUGAAGAGUACCACCUUUUUUGUUUAGGUGCAAGCCCAUGUAAGCAUUCAGUUUUACAGAUAAAUAUUAUAUGUAAUGCUUUUUUUGCAUCUCUUUUAUAAUAUUGUGAGAAAUGUGACAUGUUUAUUGUAUUUUAUACAAUUUAUACAAAAUAAAUGAUCAUUGUAUUUCAAAAUCA